AUGACUCUAAACGGCUUCAUUUCCAGUAAACAGGCCUUUCUUCCGGUGGAUAUAAAGUGUGAGUUUUUCAAAAUGGCAACGGUCUCUGCGGACAGUGCGACUGGAAACUUAAUUCUCUGCUCAAUUUGUGUCGAAAAAUACAAAACACCGAGGUGUCUGCCGUGUAUGCAUUCGUUCUGUCACAAUUGUUUAUCAACCUACAUUGCCAGCGUUUGUAAAUCUACGGAGCCUCGUUUGGGAUUUAAAUGUCCUUUAUGUCGUGAGUAUAUUCCGUUUACUGGCGCCAAUGAUAAACCAGAGGAAUGGGCAAAAGUAUUCCCUGUAAAUGUUGCUUUACAGCGAUUGGUAGAAAAACCAGAUGAGAGGUUUUGUGAUGCUUGUUUAAGAGAUAAUGAAACUGAAAAUGCAACCGGAUUUUGUCUUUCUUGCGCGGAAUACUUAUGCGCUUUGUGUACGAAAUAUCACAGAAAACAUUUGCUUUCUAAAGGUCAUACUGUGUGUCAGGUAGAAGAAAUAAGGACUGGAGAGAUUACUCAUGAAUUUGGAAAAUAUUAUAGAUGUUCUGAACACAAUGAAUCGAUAAAGUUAUUUUGUGGCGACCACGAACAACCGUGUUGUUUAAUGUGCGCGGGCACAUGUAGAUCGAAGCACAGAAAAUGUGAAAAUGUUGACACUGUUCAUAAUGCAGCUGUAUAUCUUAGAGAAAACGAUAAAUUAAAUGUUCUGUUGAAAGAAGUAAGAAAUAUAGAAAAUAAACUAACAGAGGCCAAGCAAGAGCAGGAGAAGAAUAUGGCAGAACUAGAAGAUUCCUUUGAUGAAAUGACAAAGAAAACUGAACAGGAAUUUAAAGAUUUAACUGAACAUAUUAAAAAAAUGAAAAACAAACAUCUCGAAGAUAUUGCUGUGGCCCAAAAAAGAGGCAGAGAAAAACUUGACCAAUGUGCCAGCACGUUAGAAGAUGGGAUUAAUUGCGCUAAGAAAUGCUGUCAGAAUAUUGAGAAAGCCAGGAAAACAAUGGACGAAAGAGAACUUCUGAUGAAUUAUUACUUAGCAAAGGACACAGCUUCACAGCUAAAACAAUGUAGCUUUAGAACGAAGCACAUAAAAGUAACUGAGAAUAAAGCAUCCAUUUUGAAGGAACUGAAAGAUAUGGAAUCUCUCAUAGAUAUUGAUUGUACCACAACAGAUCAUCACGUUAUAUACAACUUGAGUACCAUGCAAUUACCCAUUGUUCCUAAAUUUAGAAUUGAAGAAGAGAGUGUGGUUUCUAUUUAUACUGGAACUUUUCUAUCAAAUGAUACUUUUGCAGUAAUUGACCAUGCUUUCGAGGGGCAGUGCAUAAUAUAUGAUAAUGCAUGGGCUAAAACAAAUGUAAUUAAUGGACUAUAUAGGCCUUUUUGUGUUGUGCAAAAUUUAGACGAACUUUUUGUGACUUGCACCGGGACAAUGUCAAUAAAAGUGUAUUCUGCCACUGAUUUCCAAAAACUACGAACAAUUCCGAUGAAUGAAUCAGUUUAUGGUAUACAAAUCCGGAAUAGGGCGCUUUAUGUUGCAUGUGCAACGAAAAUCAUAAAAACCGAUCUUUCUGGGAACAAAACAAAGGAAUUUGAAACAGAAGGCAAAAAUAAUAUACACCUUCUUUUGACAAAUAAAGGGCUGAUAGUUUACAGCAACUGGGUGCUCGAUACAGUCACGGCAAUAUCGGAAGACGGAGACAUUAUCUGGAAAUAUGAAAAUGAAAACAUGAAAGAUCCCUUUGAACUUGAAGAAGAUUCUGUGAAUAAUGUUGUUGUUGCUGCUAAAAAAAGUAACAAUAUCCAUGUAUUGUCUAACGUUGGUGAACAUUUAAAGGUCAUCGAAAAUAUAACUCAACCCGUGUUUAUAAAAAUGAACGAAAGAAUGAACAUUUGCUGUGUAUGUAGUAACCGCAAUGUUUUGAACGUAUAUCGAGUGUAA
Molecule: messenger RNA, 1956 nt
Organism: Saccostrea cuccullata (small rock oyster)
Lineage: Eukaryota; Metazoa; Mollusca; Bivalvia; Ostreida; Ostreidae
Product: E3 ubiquitin-protein ligase Midline-1-like
Exons: 1
Coding region: 1-1956 (651 amino acids)
Molecular function (GO): zinc ion binding
Source: RefSeq, a predicted model, not a curated record